Colossoma macropomum (tambaqui) is the source of this 1175-nucleotide messenger RNA. RefSeq lists its product as uncharacterized. The transcript is spliced from 5 exons. NCBI's taxonomy places the organism in Eukaryota, Metazoa, Chordata, Actinopteri, Characiformes, Serrasalmidae. The coding region runs from base 1 to 801 and encodes 266 amino acids. The record is from RefSeq and is a predicted model, not a curated record.
AUGACACCGAGCUGUGACGAACCCUGGCGAGGACGGCAGGGAGAGCCGCAAGUGGAUGGGGGAUGGAGCGCAAAGCCUGAGCUCCGCCAAGGGACGCGAGUGACGGCAGGAGGAGGAGGACAACGGUGCCGGCCACGAGAGUUCAAAGUCCCCAAACCAUGGCCUAGUCUUACUCUGCAAGUCCAUAUCUCACAGCCUAGUCAGUCUCUUCUGUCAAAGUGCAAAGUCCCCGCUGCUGCAACCCCCCCUCCUCUGGACUACCAGUGCACUGCCUUGCUCCCUCUCCUUCUUCACAACUCUCACUUCAUAGCCACCCUCCACUGGUUUCCCACCCCCACUGGUUUCCCUGCUGUCAGCUCAACCCCCCUACCUGCACACUCCAGUACCCAACCCCCUGCUCUAAUCUGUGCCUUACAACAGCCCAGAUGUGUAAAGGUUACAACGACAUCAGGACCUGACAUUGAAGAGACAUGGCCUUCUUCGCAGAUCUUGAGUUGCAAGACUGUGGAUCAGGGUCUACACAGUGGCAACUCACAGGACACACGUGACGCUGUGGAUCGAGGAAUGUCAAAUGCCUGCACAACUUCAGAAAUGGAAUUUCCCAUCCGUCUGGCACCCACUAUCGUGCCUCUAUCGAACACAUGUUGCCUUGCCAUGAGCACACUGGCCAGUGUUCAGCCUCACUCACAAGAUAACACCUCACGACUUAAACAAGUGUGGGCAUUCUCAAGCUGUCCCCGUGAGAUAAUGCCACUUUAUAAUCAAAUUACAUACUGCUGUCCCAUGACUUUUGGCAUGUAAGUGUAUACAGGUUUUGAGCAACAGUUGCUGCCAUCAAAACAUAUUUUUUUUUUCUGUGAGCAUGUGUGUCAUUUAUUCUGAACAGUAGUAACCCUUUAAAGUCCUCUUGAGUGCACGGUCAAUCAAAGAAAUGGCUCACAGAAAUAUGUGGCUGUGUAUGUGGCCUACCUCCAGUUCUUCUAAAUAUUACCAAUUGAUUAUGUAUUCAAUAUAUGUUAGAUAAUGAAUGAGGUGUUACUGCAUCCAUUUUUAGAAAGAGUUAAAAAAUGUUUUGAAACAACAUUAUGAAGUGAAACACAUGGUAAUUCAUUAUUAAUGAGCAGGUUAUUACUGUGUCCUUCCUUAGGAAUUAAUAAUGAUAUGGAACAGUAUUA